This is a messenger RNA of Truncatella angustata, 1284 nucleotides long. RefSeq names its product O-methyltransferase. The coding region runs from base 1 to 1284 and encodes 427 amino acids. The record is from RefSeq and is a predicted model, not a curated record. NCBI's taxonomy places the organism in Eukaryota, Fungi, Ascomycota, Sordariomycetes, Amphisphaeriales, Sporocadaceae. The transcript is spliced from 5 exons. Gene Ontology annotation, molecular function: monooxygenase activity.
AUGUCAGUCCCCUCGAAUUGCACCGUGCUUGUCAUCGGUGGUGGACCAUCAGGGUCGUAUGCAGCUACUGUUCUCGCUCGAGAAGGGGUGGACGUGGUAUUGCUGGAAGCUGAUACGUUCCCGAGAUAUCACAUUGGUGAAAGUAUGCUGCCAUCGAUGCGGUACUUUCUACGUUUCGUAGAGCUCGAAGAGUUGUUUGAUAAGCAUCAGUUUGAGAAAAAGUUUGGGUCAACAUUCAAGCUUAGUGGAAAGCGUGAGGCAUAUACUGAUUUUGCAGCAUCUCUCGGUCCUGGUGGACAUUCGUGGAACCUAAUUCGUUCUGAGUCAGACGAGAUGAUAUUUCGGUAUGCCGGAGAAUGUGGCGCCCACGUAUUUGAUGGCACGAAGGUCACCGAUAUCAAAUUUAUACCAUACGGAAACGAGCAUGCAACUGCAGAAUUUGCACAGGCGGGAUUGGCGAGCUUGGGCCGACCUGUCUCUGCUCAGUGGUCCAGCAAAGAUGGCAGCUCGGGAACACUCAAUUUUGAGUAUUUGAUCGACGCUAGUGGACGAGCUGGGAUUGUGUCAACUAAGUAUCUCAAAAAUCGCACACCGAAUGAAGCAUUGAAGAACAUUGCAAACUGGGCUUAUUGGAGAGGUGCUACCAGGUACGGUGUAGAUACCCACCGCGAGAACUCGCCGUUCUUUGAGGCACUACAAGACAAGAGUGGCUGGACUUGGAUCAUUCCUUUGCACGACGGUACAGUAUCUGUUGGUACCGUCCAGAGACAGUCGACCUUCUUCGCUAAGAAGAAAGCAAGAGGGUUCGAGACAAGCGAAGAGAACUACAAGGAGGAUCUCAAAUUAGUUCCCGAGACAAAUGCUCUCCUCAAUAAUGCAUACAUCGUAUCGGAGAUUAAGCAGGCCACGGAUUGGUCGUACAGCUCCUCACACUACGCUGGGCCUCACCUGCGUAUUGUUGGCGACGCAGGCUGCUUCAUUGACCCUUUCUUUUCUUCCGGUGUGCAUCUGGCCAUGUUCGGAGCCUUAUCUGCAGCAACAAGCAUUCAAGCCGCGAGAAGAGGAGAUUGUGAUGAGCUCUCUGCCGCAAAGUGGCAUUCAAGCAAAGUUACCGAAGGUUACACUCGGUUCCUCAUCAUUGUGAUGACGAUAAUGAGGCAGAUAAGAAACCCUAAGCAUUCACUGCUUGACGACGAAAACGAAGAUGGGUAUGACAAGGCCUUUGAAAAAAUUCAGUCGAGUAGGCACCCCUCCCCCAUACGAAAUAUAACAUGUUUCACCUGA